ACAUUUUAUAUAAAUUAUGGAAAUUUUAUUCAUCAUCAUCAAAGAUGAUUUGUACAUCUACGAGGAAUCUGUGAUACAAAAGGAUGGAGUUUAUCCAAAAGAACAAACAUCCAAAGGAAAACGACCAAAACUAACACUAGAUUGUCUUCUUGUUCAUUACCUAAUGAAAGAAUUGAAGGAAAGCGAAAUAUUUAGAUGUAAUUUCAUCAGCAAUCAAACAAAAUUCUUGAAAGGAAGGAGUUUGGAACUAGUGUUGCAAACUACAACAAGAGAUUUAAUAGAUUAUAACUGGAAUCACCGCAUAUGUCAGAUGGUAAAGGAAAGAUCUGAACUUGAUCAUACCUUCUCAUGGCUAUCAACAUUAGGCGGUGCAUAUUCUGCAUUAGGUGAUUAUUUUCAAGAAUGUGCUGAGACGGCAGCAAAAAUUUCAGUAAACCAAUUCAAAUUAGCUUUAAGACUUGGCGAUCCCCAAAUAGCAGCAAGGUGCAGACUGUACUUUGCCCUCAGCCUAAUCCAGAGAAAAAAAUUUAAACUAGCUAGGAGUAUUAUCUAUAAUGAGUUUAAACAAGCUCAAAGCUCUGUGGUAGUCGAUAUUAGGUUAUUAAGAAUGUGUAAAGGAAUUUGGGCCAAAUUACAAUAUGAGCAUUUUCUGCAUGUUCAUCAUAGGGAAGAACCUAACCUGAAAAAAAUAAAAUUUAACGAUUGAA
Messenger RNA from Coccinella septempunctata (seven-spotted ladybird), 707 nucleotides. RefSeq lists its product as uncharacterized. The transcript is spliced from 2 exons. Bases 17 to 706 code for a protein of 229 amino acids. The record is from RefSeq and is a predicted model, not a curated record. NCBI's taxonomy places the organism in Eukaryota, Metazoa, Arthropoda, Insecta, Coleoptera, Coccinellidae.